AUGGCUCUCCUAAGACCCAUGUGGUACUAUGGCAUACAACUUUGGGGAUCAGCCAAACCCUCUAAUACUCGAACAAUCCAAGCACUCCAGUCUAUUUGUCUACGUCUAAUAUCAGGUGCCCCUUGGUAUAUUACCAAUGAAUCACUUCAUAAAGACAUUUGCAUCCCAACCUUAAAUAGCCUUGCCAAAAUCACCUACAAAAAACGCACAAAACAUUCAGUACUCACUCUAAUCCUAAAAUCACCCAACUUUCAUCCAAUCAAAUUCCAGGUAACCCAACCAGGCGCCUGAAAAGGAACUGGUGUAGGGACCUACUCUCUCCUUAAAUCGCUUUCCACAGGGUGCCGCCACUGGGCGACUUCCCCCUCAUGCCAAUCAUCUCCACAUCACAUUUACUUAUUGUAUUACGUGUAAAUACAGAUUGUAAAUAAAUAUUGUUAGUUAAAUAAAAAAAAAAAAAAAUUGCUGUGCCAGAUCAACAAAACUGCUCCCAAUAGCCAAAUAUCUGAAACAAUGUAUAAUUUGUUUUUUUUUAAACAUUUUAUUUCUAAUUUUUAUGAAAUUGGUUUGUUUAUGAAACUUUGAUUUUAUUAAUAUAUUUGAUUAUGUAUUUCAAUUAAAUUUAAAAUAAAUGAUUAAUUUUUAGAACAAAACUGUCGUAAUCGAUGGAAAAAUAUCCAUACUGCUUUUGGAAGGUCAAGGAGGCCACCUAAAUCUCGAUCAGGGGGACGAUCGAAAAAACCUUAUUACUUGGCGACUUAUCUUGGUUUUCUUUGUCCAUACAUGCAGGGAGCCUCAACGUCUGGUAACGUUCCUCCAGAAGAAGAAAGUGACAAUGACACAUAUCCUACAAACAUGCAGGCCACGGACACCCAAGAUGAGGAAGGCAAUUCACAGGAUAUUCCAGGUGUUACACCAAAUAAUAAGGCCUUUCUUGAUUCGGAAACUGAGAUUUAUCCUAAACCCACCCCUCGAAAGAAAAAAAAAUAA
Messenger RNA from Cinara cedri, 990 nucleotides. Lineage: Eukaryota; Metazoa; Arthropoda; Insecta; Hemiptera; Aphididae. The record is from the annotation of a GenBank genome assembly.